Molecule: messenger RNA, 659 nt
Organism: Laetiporus sulphureus 93-53
Lineage: Eukaryota; Fungi; Basidiomycota; Agaricomycetes; Polyporales; Laetiporaceae
Exons: 4
Coding region: 185-580 (131 amino acids)
Source: RefSeq, a predicted model, not a curated record
AUGUCGUGAGAAUGGAAGUCGUUGCUUAGGUCGUUGGGUUCGAAGUGACGACACAGGGUUUGAGAGAGGAGAGCUCGCCCUACGGCGAACCUUAACUGACAGCCCUCCUCAGGCCGUGGCGGUGGUAAAUAACCUCGAAGCACAAGAUGGCGCGCCGUGAAGACUUCUGGACGCUACCGAGAAAAUGCAAAACUGGGCCAUGGCUAUGAUCCUCACUCAUAAAGUGUCGUGCCACCCUGAUAUCGAGAAUACAACCGUAAGAAGGUUCGGUACUUCCCGAAAACGUGUGCUCUGGCGAUCGCGAGAUGCGAGAGCGCAACCGGAGCAUGAAUUCAGAAACGAGACAUAUAAAGGUCUAUUGCGCAGCAAUACCAAGCCCGAAGCGACCAUUUCUGAAUUGCAGCGGGAUUUCCGCCGGAAGACGGUGGCGCACCAUGUGUGCGAUUGUCCUAGAUUUGGAAGGAGACCAUGGCACGCAAUCUCGACUCUUGAGGGACACGUUCGCAACGAAAUUCCCUCGUCCACCGCCAAGCAAGGGACCAUUCAUUGCCCACGAUACAGUCGUCAUCCGUCUCGGUGAAGACCAAUCUCGCCGAACGAUAUUUUAGCUACGUUGCACGAUGACCUCGCUUCACGGUCGGAGACAUUCUGUCCACCUG